CAUCCCAAGCCUCUAGUUUUGCUUUCCUUAGCUUUUUUUUGCUUUGCUAAAGGGAAGAAGAAAAAAAACUCAUCCAUCGUCUUCCUCUCUCCAAGCCUAGAGCAAGGUAGCAAGCUAAGCUAGCUUCCUAGCUUGUCUGCAACAAUGGGGAGGUCACCGUGCUGCGACCAGGACGCCGGCGUGAAGAAGGGCCCCUGGACGCCCGAGGAGGACAAGCUUCUGGUCGACUACAUCAAGGAGAACGGCCAUGGCAGCUGGCGCCGCCUCCCCAAGCUCGCCGGCCUCAACCGCUGCGGCAAGAGCUGCCGCCUCCGCUGGACAAACUACCUCCGCCCGGACAUCAAGCGCGGCCGCUUCACCGACGAAGAGGAGAAGCUCAUCAUCCACCUCCACUCCAUCCUAGGCAACAAGUGGUCGUCCAUCGCCACCAAGCUCCCCGGCAGGACGGACAACGAGAUCAAGAACUACUGGAACACGCACCUGCGCAAGAAGCUCCUGAGCAUGGGCAUCGACCCCGUCACGCACCGCCCGCGCACCGACCUCAACCUCCUCGCCGGCAUCCCCAACCUGCUCGCCGCCGGCAUCCCAAACCUCGCCGCCGCCGCGCAGACCACCUGGGACAUCAACGCCCUCCGCCUCCAGGCCGACGCCGCCAAGUACCAGCUCCUCCAGGGCCUCCUCCGCGCGUUCGCCGCCCCUCCCGCCGCGCCCACCGGCGUCGAUCUCAUGGCCCUCCUCGCCGCCACCGGCAAUGGAGGCGUCAGCCAGCCAGCCGCCGGCGUUGACCACGGCACCACCACCAGGGCCCAUCAGUACGACGGCCUGCUCAACCUGCCGGCGUUGACCACCGUGCCGGCCGCGACGCUACCGGCGAUGUCCUCCUUCUCCGGCCUGCUCAGCAGCUUCGGCGGCGCUCUCGCCGGGGACGGCCUCAGCUCGACGACGGAGCUCGGCCACAGCGGGGCCAGCGGGAGCAGCAUGACGGCGGCGAUGGCGCCACCUUUGGUAGCGGCGGAGGAGUGCAAUGCCGGCGGCGGCGGCAUGUCGACGCCUUGCGGCGAGGAGACGCCGGCGUCGAGCCCGUUCGAGGGGCUGGGGAACCUCAACCUCGACGAUGAAUUCAACAGCGACAGCUGGAGAGACUUGCUAGAGCAAAUGUCAUGGUUGAACAACCCGAAUGAGCAGCAGCUGUGAUAAUGAAGAAAUUAAAUGACCCAUAUAUCUUUCAUAUAUAGGAUGAGAUGAAGUUAAAAGGAUCGAUGGAUCGUUGGAGAGACAGUUUCUUCUUUGGAUUAUUGGUUGCACACUUCUUCGAAGAUGUGAAUGAAGUUUGUUUGUUGAUAGGACAAAUUAAAAGGCGGUUUGACUAUACCCACUUCUAAACAUGUACAGAGAAAGGACAGAAAGACAUGCGUGUAUACUCACUUUAUUUUCAAUGUUUUCAAUUUGUUUUUUAGUUUUUUCCCCUUUGUUUCCCCUUUUGCAAGGAGGAUAUGUGUAAUGAUAAUUAGCUUGUGACGACAUAUACUAAAAGAAGUUUCAUUUUCCA
This is a messenger RNA of Setaria italica (foxtail millet), 1549 nucleotides long. Its product is annotated as transcription factor MYB39. The transcript has 3 exons. Lineage: Eukaryota; Viridiplantae; Streptophyta; Magnoliopsida; Poales; Poaceae. The coding region runs from base 145 to 1194 and encodes 349 amino acids. The record is from RefSeq and is a predicted model, not a curated record.